AUGGGCCAACAGCCUCCUCCGAGUGCCAGUGGCACUGUUCGCCUAGCCUCGCAGCAUGAGCGUCUACUUCUCGAACUGCUUCCCUUCCAGGAUAUCCGCCAGUUCCACGACUGGCUCAACGGCGUCUAUGUCCGCGGCUCCUGGAACGAGUUCGUGCGGGACUUCCACGCCGCCCACCCGCUGGCCCCGGAGCCCGACAAGACCGCGGCGGUGCAAAAGGCCCGCGACGCCAUCCACGCGCGCGGUGCGCAGUACCUGAUGCACAACCCGGACAAGGACGCGUGGACGGCCGAGGACCACCACGUGCGCUUCCUCGUCGCCGUCGUCUCCGACAACAUGCUCAACGGCCUGUGGUCCGACCGCGACUGGAAGAAGAACGGCCUGGCGGUCUGCGGCGCCGUAUUCGAGGUGCUCGUGUUUCUGAAGGCUACGGCGACGGCUUCUGAAGAUUGUGCGGACCCCGCUGCGGCGGAUCCGCCGCGGUAUGAGGCUUAG
This is a messenger RNA of Chaetomium globosum CBS 148.51, 495 nucleotides long. RefSeq lists its product as uncharacterized. Lineage: Eukaryota; Fungi; Ascomycota; Sordariomycetes; Sordariales; Chaetomiaceae. The transcript has 2 exons. The record is from RefSeq and is a predicted model, not a curated record. Bases 1 to 495 code for a protein of 164 amino acids.